AUGAGUCAAGACAUAACCGAAUUGAAAGCUUUUAAGGAAGAAGUAAAUUCUAACUUGGAAAACCAAGGAGCUGCCAUCCAGAAGCUAGAAAAUCAAAUUGUGUAUUUGUCUAAGCAAACCCCUGGGCCAAGCGUUUCUCAUGUUGCCAAGGCUAUUGCAAGGGAAGAAUGUAAGGCCAUAACCCUCAGAAGUGGAAAGAAGCUAGAGGAGAUCUCAAAGGAAACCACAGAUAAUGAAGCAAAGGAAAAUGUGAGAGACAAUGAACAGGGGCAAUCUUUUACACCGUCUGCAACAAAAGAAAAGGAAAAAGAGGUCCUGAAGCCUUAUACACCCAAGGCACCAUAUCCUCAACGUUUGAUGAAAAGUGAAAAGGAUGGCCAAUUCUCCAGAUUCUUGGAGAUUUUCAAGAAGCUUCAAAUCAACAUUCCGUUUGCUGAGAAAUUGAAGGAUCCAGGCCGUUUCCAAAUCCCCCGCAUCAUAGGAGAAGUCAUGGUGGAGAAGGCCUUGUGUGACUUAGGGGCCAGUAUCAAUUUGAUGUCUCUAACAAUGAUGAGAAGAAUGAAGAUUGAGGAAGCCAAACCAACAAGAAUGGCCCUCCAAUUGGCAGAUCGAACUUUUAAGUUCCCUCAUGGGAUAGUUGAGGAUUUGUUGGUGAAAGUGGGAGAUUUUAUAUUUCCUGCCGAUUUUGUGGUGUUAGAUAUGGAGGAAGAAGCCAAAGCUUCCAUAAUUCUGGGAAGACCCUUCCUGGCAAUGAGCUAUCCAUCAGAAUCACUAAAGGAAUGCAUGAGGGUGGAUGUAGUGGACAUUGCAGUACAAGAAACCUUUGAGGAAACAACAAAGGAAGUGGCAGAGGAGGAGUUCACCAAGGAUAUUGAAGUUAGUGACAUCAAGGCUGCUGAAACAACCAUACCAAGCAUGCCUGAGAGAGUGAAAAAAGAGAAGGAAGCACCAAAACCUGAGCUCAAAGCAUUGCCCCCUAAUCUCAAGUAUACAUACUUGGAGCAUACUUGGGUAGUGAUGAGAGCCAUCCUGUUAUCAUUAGCUCUGCCUUGA
Molecule: messenger RNA, 1053 nt
Organism: Arachis duranensis
Lineage: Eukaryota; Viridiplantae; Streptophyta; Magnoliopsida; Fabales; Fabaceae
Exons: 3
Coding region: 1-1053 (350 amino acids)
Source: RefSeq, a predicted model, not a curated record